Molecule: messenger RNA, 657 nt
Organism: Anoplophora glabripennis (Asian longhorned beetle)
Lineage: Eukaryota; Metazoa; Arthropoda; Insecta; Coleoptera; Cerambycidae
Product: vicilin-like seed storage protein At2g18540
Exons: 2
Coding region: 1-657 (218 amino acids)
Source: RefSeq, a predicted model, not a curated record
AUGGAUCUACGUAGUGGGAAAACGUUAAUGGUGGAAGGAGACAGCUCAUCAGAUAGCAUGGGAAGUACAGAAGAAACGAGUGUGGUAACUAGGAUUAAAGAAAGGGGGGAAAGAGAACAAGAAUCAAGAAGACCAGAGAUAAAACGAAAUCUUCAAAGACAACAAGAUAAAGAAGAACAAAAGGAAUUGUUUCAGAAACAAAAAGAAGAUAUUGAAGAAAGGGAUAGAAAGAAUAAAGAAGAAAUGGAAAAGAAACAAGAAGAAAUGUUAUCAAAUUUGAAAAAGGAUCUAGAUGAAAGAGAUAAAAACAUGAGGACAGAAAUUGCAGAAGACAUUUCAAAAGUAAUAAAACUAAUUGAGAGUACAAAUGAAGAAUUGAAGAAAGAAUUUAAAAAUGAACACAAGAAAUUAGAAGAUGCAGUGGAUAGAAGAAUAAAGAAGUUGGAAGAAAUCACAGGGCAGUACAAUGGGGAACAUAAGAAAUUGGAAGAAAAUGUGGAUAAAAGAAUGGAUAAGAUGGAAGAAAAAGUACACAUAGAAAUCCAGAAUAAUAAAGAAGAAUGUGUGCAGAAGAUGCAAGAAGGAGUAAAUGCAUGUAGCAUUAUAGGACAAGAGGUGCAGAAGAGUGUUGAAAAUUGUAGGAACAUAGAAGUAUGA